This is a messenger RNA of Closterium sp. Naga37s-1, 297 nucleotides long. Lineage: Eukaryota; Viridiplantae; Streptophyta; Zygnematophyceae; Desmidiales; Closteriaceae. The record is from the annotation of a GenBank genome assembly.
UCCACUGCUGCGUCUGCCCUCGUUGCUGAGCUGCUUGACUUUGCUGCUGCCUGUCGUCUAGACUACGCCACUGCUCUUGUUGCUGAGUCUGAGUCUGCCAGUCCUCCGUCCAUCGGGGGUGAGUGUGCUCUUGGCACGGACGUCCUUCAGGACAGGCAGGAGGACUUUGAGUGUCUUGCAGCUGCUGUACCUCGUUUCGCUUCCUUGCUGCUUGCCCCUGAGGGAGACCCGGAUGCACCAGACAUCCCGACCCCGCGCUCUUACGCAGAGGCGAUUACGGGUCCUUACUCCUCUUAG